AUGGUCAUUCCAAAAAUGGCAAAUCGUCGAGCAACUAAAAGAAUCUUGAAACCGGUUAUAGAGAAGAAACGGAGAGACCGGAUUAACCAGCGUUUAGAUGAGCUGCGAAAGCUUCUCCUGGAUAACACUCUAGACACGCGACUCCAAAACCCUAAACUGGAGAAGGCUGAAAUUCUGGAAUUAACUGUCGAGUACAUCAAGAAAAAAGCGAAAGAUGCGCGGGAAAGUCAAGGAGAUUCUAACAAGAACUCAGACCGACAUGAUGCUAACACUCCUACUCUGCUCUCUGGAAGACCCCAUGUACCAUUUGCUUCAUUCCAUGAGCCUGUCAAUGCCCAGAAACAGAUACCCUCAAAUCCAAUCUACAAAGCUGGAUUUAAGGAGUGCGUCUCUCGCCUGGCCAGCUUCAUCGAGUGUGUAGAGGCUUCUCAGCGGGAUGGCUUCAUUCAGGGUCUGUGCCAUCACCUUGACUCUUACAGCAGUGCUCUUCCCCAGGCCAGGAUUCCUGCUCAGACUGCUCACCAUACUUGGAUCCCAAGUGCAGAGUUGACAUGCAGGCUGGACUUGCCUGCAAUGGGACCCACAAGAGCCAACAACGAGUCUUUUUCCUACACUAGUUUGUAUCCCAAUUCUUUUAUGCUCCACCACCCUCAUCCCACAGGACAGUCCAUGACACACCCCUACCUCUCUCCACCAUACUCCAACUCUCCUCCACCCUCUCCUUGUUACUCAAGCAGCACUCCCCCUUUCUCCAGCUCUCCCACUUACCUCUCUGUACCCUGCCACUUCCAUUUCCCUCCAACCAUCUCCCCGCUCUCCACUGACUCUUCAUCGUCAUCAUCCUCUCUCAGCAUCUCACCUCCUGCAGCGGCAGUAGUUCCUGGACCCCAUCUUCAGGCCUCCUUUGGCUCACCCAAACACGUGCUACCCACAGGCUCAGUGCCGCCCUGCCAACCACGGACUCUGAGACGAUCUCUGUUCCAGAACCAGACACAUUCUGUCUGGAGGCCCUGGUGA
Xyrauchen texanus (razorback sucker) is the source of this 1017-nucleotide messenger RNA. It is a transcript of the gene her1, whose product is annotated as hairy-related 1. The record is from RefSeq and is a predicted model, not a curated record. Gene Ontology annotation, cellular component: nucleus. Lineage: Eukaryota; Metazoa; Chordata; Actinopteri; Cypriniformes; Catostomidae. Gene Ontology annotation, molecular function: DNA-binding transcription factor activity, RNA polymerase II-specific; protein dimerization activity; RNA polymerase II cis-regulatory region sequence-specific DNA binding. Gene Ontology annotation, biological process: regulation of neurogenesis; anterior/posterior pattern specification; regulation of transcription by RNA polymerase II. The coding region runs from base 1 to 1017 and encodes 338 amino acids. The transcript has 4 exons.